Molecule: messenger RNA, 3829 nt
Organism: Symsagittifera roscoffensis
Lineage: Eukaryota; Metazoa; Xenacoelomorpha; Acoela; Convolutidae
Product: ephrin type-A receptor 2-like
Exons: 16
Coding region: 258-3692 (1144 amino acids)
Biological process (GO): axon guidance; ephrin receptor signaling pathway; protein phosphorylation
Cellular component (GO): plasma membrane; dendrite
Molecular function (GO): protein binding; ATP binding; transmembrane-ephrin receptor activity
Source: RefSeq, a predicted model, not a curated record
AUUUUCUAUAAAAUUCUCUCUAUUGUGUCUUGAUAAAUCUUAAUAAAGAAUUUAAUAAACUCGAGCUAAAUAAUUACCUGAGAUUUGAAAAUCAGUUGAAAAGCAAAAGCAAACUUGAGCGAACCUUUCAAUGGAUAGAUGUUUUUGGAUCCAGCAUUCUCUGAUGAACCGAAAUUAAAUUCAAUAACCGUGUUGAAAUCUCAAUCUAAUUUAAAAGUUAAAUUAAGAAACUGUUACUGUUACGCUGAAUUUUAACCAUGCACUUGGUAUCAUUUUUCUGCAGUUUCCUGCUUUUCUCAACAUCCUUGGCUGAAAUCGUUGAACUGUUGGGCAAGACAGACUUGACUCAGUGGAGUCCAGAACACGUGACUGGAAGGAGCAGAAAUGGGUUCUUCUAUAAUCAGUCUCGGCCUCUUGUCUGCGACGUCGGAGAUGACCUCCGCAACUUCCUUCUGUCCCCAACCAUUAACCUCCUACAAGCAACCACCCUCUGGAUAUCUCUCAGGUACAAAAUUACACCAUGCGAGGAUCUCCGUGCGCAGUAUGGGAGAAAAUGCACAGAGCACCUGGACAUACAUCUAAUACCAGUAGAAAAAGGGAUCUGGGGAGACGAUGAGUCAAAAGCCGCAGUAAAGGAGGAUGGAACUACAGGUUCUUCAGCAGCAUCAUUCAACUAUCACCAACUGGAAGACACAAAGACAAAGAUCGGUUCCGUGGUGACCAGAGGAGACACUGUGACCAAAUUCGAGAGCCAAGUGGACCUAUCUCGGUUCUCAUUUUUAUCCGAGCACUCAGAGUUUGCGAGGGUUGUGGUUGAGGACUCAGGUAGCUGUGCGGAGAUACACGACUUCUCUGCCUCUUACAGAAGAUGUCCACAGGUAGUUCGAGCACAGGCGUUGUUCAACGAGACUGCGGCACCCUUCGUGCCUAAGCAUCCAGUGACAGGUACAUGCGUUAGGGGAGCAGAGGGAAAAUAUGCCCCCACAUUCAGCUGCAAGUCGGAUGGAGAGUGGGACGAAAAGGAACAAGUUCUGGAUCUGUGCCAGUGCAACAAAGGGUUCCAACCAUCUGGACACAGCUGUCAAACAUGUACUCCCGGAAAUUUCAAAGAGGAAAGAGGCAACAAGCCGUGCGUCUCGUGUCCCCUCAACUCUUACACUAGACAAUUUGGAUCCCAGUUCUGUCCUUGCAAAGCCAACUACUACAGGGCACCUGAUGAACCACAUUCUCUUGCUUGUGGACGGGCUCCUGGAGUCCCUCGAAACGUAUCCGCAGUCGUACGAGGCACUCGUGUAACAUUAACAUGGCAGCGUCCUGAAGACGACGGCGGAAGAUUCGAUAUAUGGUACUCGGUGCAAUGUGCAACAUGCAAGCAGAACCCAGGACAGUCUUCCAAAUUGAUCACCCCCUCGUACAACAAGGGAGAGGUGCGAGGGCUCUCUGUGAAUGUGACUAACUUGCACCCUCAUACGGACUAUAUGUUUCACGUGUCUGCCCAUAAUUCGCUGUCUCCGCAUGUGUCUAGCAGUGUGUCAUUUGCACAGGUCACCUUCAAAACAGCCGAGAACCCCCAGAUCGAGAUCACACACAGUGGAAUAGUGGGUGGGGGCGGAGUGGUGCUCAAGUGGCAGCCCCCCACACUCCAGCCUGAUGACCCCUCUUCUUCAAAUUCGCCCGAGUAUAGGGUUCUGAGAGUACACAGGGGUCAGCCAAACUACGUGUACACCACAGACACCAAGUUCAUGUUCAAAGGACUUGAGAAGGGCCUUCAUGAGUUCAGAGUAUCAUUCAGCGAUGGAUCUCACCCCAGUAGAACCGUUCAACUGGAGAGCCAAGGCGGUCCUUCCACUCGUCGCGAGGAAGAAUACAAACGACUAGUGUUCACAGUAGGCGUGGUCUUAACAGUCAUCCUCAUCCUGGUCGUAGCCUGUCUAGCGGCCGUCUGCUGCUACCGAAAAACUACCCACACCCACCAUCACAGCCAGUAUAUGUACCAACAGCAACAGUACCCCUAUAUGACGAAAGACAAAGAUCUGGAUCUACUAAAUGCCACUUUGAAAAUGGGCAACCCGAAUGACUUUUCGGUGUCGCCAUUCAGCACUAAUAAUUUUUACAGCAAGAUGUCCAUGUCUGGAACAGGUAGUGGAGAUAUACAACAGCAGAGUGAACCGGUAGGGGGCUGUUUCGUGGACCCCACCCAGGCUGACCCAGGAUGUGCGGAACAGUUGCUGGCCGAGUGUGGGGUGAGACAACUGCGAGAGGAAGCACUCACAAUUCCAACACAGUCGGACUACUCUGCGUGCGAAUUAAAUGGUUCGUUUGGCUUCCUCAAGGGAUCUCUGCUACAACGAGGAGCUGACGCAGAAACUGUCCAAGUGCAAGUUCUGAUCAAACGAGGAUCCUACUCCUACCUGCAAGGAACCCUCCACGCUCAGAGAGGUGACCUAGAGAGGGGAGAAAAGGUCAAGGGUGGCAUGUGCGCCGAGGAGUUGUACGUGGAUAGACGGACUCUGCUCAAUGAAGUGUCGAUAGCGGCUCAGUUGUCAUAUGACUGCAAUGUUCUCAAGCUCUACGGCAUAGUUAGAAACGACUUCCCAGAAGUAGCAGUGUACGAGCAUGUAGAGACAACUCUGGAAUGGGCCCUUCGCAACAACACUCUGUGGCAACAGCAGAAGAACAGCCGAUUCAAUGCUGGCAGUGCAGGCACCCUUUCUCGUUCCUCGCUCGCGGAACAGCAACAGCAGAUGUCCACUCUGACUUCCGCCAGGUGUUCGCCAGAAGUGCACGUGAUGAGAGGAGUGGCAGCUGGCAUGCAGUAUCUGGCUGAACUGGGAUAUACACACAAGGUUCUGCGCAGUCGCAACGUGUAUCUGACGGAGGAAGGGUCACCCAAGAUUGCUGGAUUCGACCACCGAGCUCUGCUGGACGAGGAGCUGCUAGAUGCUACCAUCGAAACCAAAGAGCUAUGGCUUGAAAUGUUGCCUUGGUUCGGACCGGAAGUCCUAGACUGCGGCAAGUUUUCUCCCUGCAGUGAUGUUUGGUCCUUUGGAGUCCUAAUGUGGGAAGUGGUGUCCAGAGGCGACAGACCCUGGGCUGACCUUUACCCUGAACAGAUCCAGCGAGCAGUCCUCUGUGGCCAACCACUCCCAGUUACACAUACGCCAUGUCCCCUGGCUCUGUAUUCGCUUAUGCUGCAGUGCUGGCAACCGCAACCCCAUCAGAGACCUAGUUUUGCGUUUUUAAGCCAGAGUUUGUGCCAUUUGGUAAAACAGAGGGACUCUUUGGCUCAGCAAGUCAACACAGCUGCAACAAUCAGCAGCAGUGCCAACUACUUCCCUCUCCCCCCCACAAAUGGAUCCAAUGAACCCCUGGGGUGGGGCUGGGGCUGGACUGUAGACCAGUGUCUUGCUCAACUCCAACUGUCCCAGUACUCUGGAUGCUUCCGACAGCACGGACUACACCUGUUGGCUCAACUUUUACAAGCCAGAGUUGAUCACACUGGAUUGAAGAAAAUUGGUUUGCAUAGUGGUCGACACCGAAGACGUCUCAUCAAGUACCUUGCCAGUGUCAGUCAACAACAACAACAGCAUCAACAAAAUCAACAACAACAUGACAUUGAAAGUGACACUGGAAGUGGUCAAAAUACUGUCAAAGUGGCCAUGAGGUUAAACCCAGCAGUCAGUGUGUUGUAGAUAAAGUAAAAGGAUAAUAAAUUAUUCCACAUGAGAAGUAGUUAUAGAAUUGAAUAAUGUUGGGUGUAGCAACGAAAUGUAAAAUUAGAAUUUUUAUGAAAUAAUCGUAUCUACUGUACAGUAAAAGUGCAAUAAAA